Molecule: messenger RNA, 1890 nt
Organism: Megalobrama amblycephala (Wuchang bream)
Lineage: Eukaryota; Metazoa; Chordata; Actinopteri; Cypriniformes; Xenocyprididae
Gene: irf8
Product: interferon regulatory factor 8
Exons: 8
Coding region: 97-1383 (428 amino acids)
Biological process (GO): immune system process; regulation of transcription by RNA polymerase II
Cellular component (GO): nucleus
Molecular function (GO): RNA polymerase II cis-regulatory region sequence-specific DNA binding; protein binding; DNA-binding transcription factor activity, RNA polymerase II-specific
Source: RefSeq, a predicted model, not a curated record
AUUAUAAAUAAAGCUGCGUGGAAAGUUGUGAAUGUGAAAUUUAUAUUCCCCAGCAGCCCGCUGUAACGGCAUUAGAGUGAAUUAAGAGUGUCAAAGAUGAAUCCGGGUGGCCGCAGACUGAAACAGUGGCUUAUAGAACAGAUAAACAGUAACAUAUAUAAUGGACUGCUAUGGGAGGAUGAGAAACGCACCAUGUUUCGAAUCCCCUGGAAACAUGCAGGAAAACAAGACUACAACCAAGAGGUGGAUGCCUCCAUCUUCAAAGCGUGGGCGAUAUUUAAAGGGAAGUUUAAGGAGGGAGAUAAAGCUGAACCAGCGACAUGGAAGACCAGAUUGCGCUGUGCACUCAACAAGAGCCCAGAUUUUGAGGAAGUUACUGACCGAUCCCAGCUUGACAUCUCUGAGCCUUACAAAGUGUACCGGAUUGUGCCAGAGGAGGAACAGAAGUUGGGUAAAGGCACACUCCCUGCCCUGUCCUGCUGCAGCACUGACCCCACUGACAUGGACUGCUCACCAGACCUGGAUGAACUUAUUAAAGAGUCUUCAAAUGAUGAAUACAUGGGCAUCCUGAAGCGUAGUCAUUCUCCCCUGGAUGAAGGCAGUAACAUGCUUUCAGUGCAGGAAUGGUGGCAGCAAGGAUCUCACAAUGCUGCUGUUCAUCAGGAUCCUGCAGGCACAUUCAAUGCUGCGUUUUCUCAGAUGAUGAUUUGUUUCUACUAUGGAGGUCGGCUGGUGGGCAGCAUGGUUACCACUCAUCCAGAGGGCUGCCGUAUCUCCCCCUGUCAACCCCCUCUGGCUAAUGGCUUCUUGUAUGGACCGGACAGCCUCCAGAACAUCCGCUUCCCGUCUGUUGAGCUCAUCGAGCACGAGCGCCAGCGUCAUGUCACCCGUAAGCUCUUCAGUCACUUGGAGCGUGGCGUACUGCUACGUGCCAACCGAGAGGGCAUCUUUAUCAAGCGCCUGUGUCAGAGCAGAGUAUUCUGGAGUGGGCAGGACCCUCAGUGCAACCCCAACCCUGGCAAACUAGAGCGAGAUGCUGUGGUGAAGAUCUUCGACACUGCUAGGUUCCUGCAAGCGCUGCAGUUAUAUCAAGAGGGUCAUUAUCAGCCUCCAGAGCCCACAGUCACGCUCUGUUUUGGGGAAGAGUUUAAUGAUUUCAGCACUGUCAAGAGCAAAUUAAUCAUUGUGCAGAUCACAGCGUUGAACUGUCAGCAACUAGUCGAUACAGUGACCGCCCGGCGAUCCCAGUAUAGCAGUGGGAAUUUGGAGAUUUCAGAUGACAUGGCCAGUGAUCAGAUGGCUCGUAUAUAUCAGGAUCUGUGCAGCUACCCGGUUCCCCAACGAGCUUCCUGUUUCAGGGACAACCUGCCAAUUCCAGUCUGAGGCAGAACUCUGAGCCAGUCUCGUCUCAAAGAAUGAGUCAGUUCACAUGUUCACAACCCAAAAUGAUGCUUCUACAAUGACAUUACAUAAAGAAAAUGAUUGGCCUUUAGGUGUGCUAUCUGUGCAUAGCAUCCCUUUCUCUCAGGGCCGAAACUAGCAUCUGACAGAAGGAUUGCAGUGUUCUCAGGGAUGACGUACUCAUUUGUUAGAGGAAAGUGAUUUUUUUUUUUUUUGUUUGUUUGUUUCUUACUCUGUACAUAUUACUGUCUGUUUAUUAUUGAUUUUGUCCUAAACAUUUGAAAUUUCUUUGUUACUGUUUUUUACUUUGCACUGUAAAGUUGAUAGGUUUUACUAUCCUUCAUUUUUCACUUGAUUUUUUUUUUUUUUUUACGCUUAAUGCUAAUAUUUUUUAGAAGUGUAAUGUUGAAUGCAGAUGUUGAAUGAGUUGAAUGCAGAAUAAAUGUCAAAUGAGAAAUCUAUGAAUAAUUAAAGAAAUUACUUUGAUAA